AGUAAUAAUUUGAGGCGGUGAAUUGACAGAAGAACUAACCUACAAAAAAUGUGUAAAAAGUAAAAAAUAGUUGUAUUUAGCGAUUUUUUAGAAUUAAUUUGAGCCAAUUAACAAAACAGUACAGCAGUAUUCUUUACAGAGUAAAGAAUAUUUGAGUUUUAAACUUUCGUUAAAAUUUAUGAAACUAUCGUGUUGUUCAUAGUCCUAAUAUUAAUGUCUAGACGAAAGUUUUUUAUAGAGGUACAUGAUAAGGAUUUAUAAAAGUUAUUAAAAAUGUUAUUAAGACGAUGUUUGCUGGGCCAAACCCAGUUCUGGAGAAAAUAUUUGAAAACAGACAUACGUACGACUAAAAUCUUAAGCUGGAAUAGUCACAUCGCUACUGGUUGUUAUUUACCCCAGAGGCAUCACAGUUUCAACCUAUUGAGAAGAAGUGAUAGUUAUUUGAAAACUAGUUUUAUUCAUCCUUUACACAGACAAAAAUACUCAAAAGGAUUAUUUGAUGGAGAUGUAUUAAUGAUAAUCGAUAAAAUCCAGGAACAAGAUCUGAAGAAAAUCACAGAGUUGUUCCCUCAACCCCGAGUCACACUGAAUGAAUUGACUGCCAAAACACCACAGAAAAUCUUCGACAUCCACUUCAGACAAUUGUCUUCGGCUCCCAAGGGAGUAAAGAAGGCUAAGAAGGUUCAAAAUGACUGGGUGGCUACUUACACUUUUAUCUGGCCUGAGAAGAUGAAGUUUGAAUGCACCUCAAAAUCAAAGCGGCAAGCAGCGGAGAAAUCGGCAAUACAGGCUCUCAUAUGGCUUUACAAAAACAAUCGAAUCAAUGACAAAGGCUCCCCCAUCUAUGACCAGAAUGUUCUAGAAGAGAUCCGCAGCACUUUGAAAGAACCUAUACAUGUGUCCAUCAGUGAUAGUACAAUGGAACGGAUUGACAGGAUAUGGGACGAUUAUCAGAAUGGGAUAAAGAACAUUUAUGAUGCAGCAGCCGAGAAAGCUUCCCAUUUUGUUGCCCGUUCUCCAGCCGCGUUGACCAAAGAUUCCACUAUAGAUGAAGAUCCAGAAUAUAUAAAAGAAGAAAGUGGAUCUGAAGAAGUGGCUGAUAUAUCAGAUUUGAAGAUCCCCAUUCAUCCAGUGUACGGCAGACACAUAAAUCCACCAUCAGAUUCAACUCUGAUGCGGCGCAAUCGACUGCUGAAGCAGAGAUUCCAAGAUUAUGAUGAAGAAUUGACUCCACUCCCUAUUGAUGAUUAUACAGCGCAAAUAACUUCAACCAUAGACAACUCCCGCGUAACCGUCAUAGUGGGGGCGGCUGGGUGCGGGAAGUCGACGCGCGUGCCGGCCGCCAUAUUACGUCAUUGUGGCGCCCAAACUGCCAUGGUGGUGACUGAACCAAGAAGGGUGGCAGCUAUCGGACUGGCUGACAGGGUCGCUAGUGAAAUGGCCGAAGAAGUAGGUGAAUCCAUCGGAUACCAAGUGCGCUUGCAAGCGAAACCGCCACGCCCUCCCGCCGGCUCAGUACUCUACUGCACAUCUGGAGUGUUGCUGAGGAGGCUGCAAACUAAUCCAGGUUUAAAAGGCUGUUCGCACGUUGUAAUAGACGAGGCGCACGAACGAGAUGUAAAUACUGACAUAACACUAUUGCUAUUGAAAAGAGCCUUAAACAUAAAUCCUGAACUCAAAGUUAUUAUUAUGAGCGCCACAUUGGAUACUCAGGUUUUUACUAGAUAUUUCGAAUCUUGUCCCGUGAUUGAAGUGCCGGGACGCACAUUUCCAGUUGAGAUAUCCUACUUAGACGAUAUACAGAAGAAAUACAAUUUGUCGCUGAGCAAUUGCUUCGAAAAUUGUACUAAAGAAGAUGCCAGACCGAACCUUCAUUGCGAAGAGAUAGCAGAAGUAAUAAAAGCCGUAGACAAAAACGAGCAGGAAGGCGCUAUACUAGUGUUCCUCCCGGGUUGGGCCGAGAUCAGAUCCACUAAACAAAUAUUGGACCAAUGUUAUAGGGAGUCUAAUGUACAUUUGAUUUUGCCUGUACAUUCCAGAUUAUCGACAACAGAGCAAACGAAAAUGUUCUCGAAACCUCCGCCCGGCGUUCGCAAAAUAGUCUUAGCGACCAAUGUAGCUGAAACGUCGAUUACUAUACCUGACGUGGUGUAUGUUAUAGACAGCGGAGCCCAUAAGGAGAACAAAAUCAAAGAAGCCACAGGUACAGCAAGUCUGGAAACAGUGUGGGUGUCGGCGGCCGGCGCUAAACAGAGGGCCGGUAGGGCGGGGCGCGUACAACCCGGCCACUGCUACAGACUGUACACAAAAGAGAAAGAAUCGGAAUUCAUUCCUCACAACACCCCUGAAAUCCUGCGCAUGCCUCUGGAGCAAACUGUAUUGGAUUGUAAGACUUACGCCCCUGAUGAUAAAGUUCAGAGUUUCUUUUCGGAAUUACCUGAGCCGCCGAGUGAGAAAGCUAUACAUUUUGCGGUCAAUGAUUUGAUUGAUUUGGGUGCCCUAACCGCUUCGGAAAAGCUAACAAAAUUGGGGUCAAUACUAUCGUCUCUGUCGUUACACCCGCGCGCCGGCCGCAGCGUGCUGACCGCGGCGGUCGGCGGCGGCGUGUCGACCGCCGCGGUCGUCGCCGCGCACUGCCAGGACUAUGUGGAGCUGUUUGUCAACGCCGCUGAUAGAAGAGAAGAAAUUCGCGAAAUCAAACGCAAAUACAGCGACUCGUCGGACCACUGUGCGUUGAAUUGGAUUCAGCACGAAUUCGAAGAAAUUUUGAAUGAGAAGGGGCGGCAAGGGGUCGAUAAAUGGUGCGAAAAAUAUGGCCUGAGGAGGGAUAGACUGACACAUGUUAAAUCAUUAUCAAACCUUUAUCUAGAACAACUGGUCAAAUCGGGCUUCCUUGGCCCUUCGCCGGAUGCAGAAGAGUUGAAUCGUUUCUCCGACAUAGACGAACUCACGUCGGCCAUAUUGCUCAGCGGGUCUAACUCUCUGUUGGUCACCAGGAAACAUGUGAAGACGAAGGGAAAGCUAAAAACAAAAGUAGAAGUGUUUACCAGCAAAGGCGACCGCGCCCACGUAGGCACAGAAAGUGUCAACUACGGUAUAACUAAACGCGUUAACAAAACGCAAUUCCUAACUUACUUUGGAGGUUUCCAUUCAAUGGAGAGGAGGGCUUUGGUUGUGAACAAAACGUCGCUCAUACCGCCACAUACUGCGCUGCUGUUUUGUAGGGGAGAUUUACAGAAAAUUACUUCGGUGGAAGAAGACGAAAAUAUAACGAUUCUCAGUCUUCCUCGUCACAGAUUACAAGUCCACAUCCUAGAUAGCCAAGCGGAUCACAUAAUGAAAACCAAAGAAAUGUUAUGGUCAACGAUCCAGUAUUACAUAGACAGAAAUACAAAUAACUUAAAUUAUGAGGAAACCACCAAAGUUACUAGAUUUAAAGUGAGACUGUUUAAAGCUAUUGGUAGGAUGUUAGUUGAGGCUAAUAAGGAUUAUGUGCAAAGGGAUGUUGAAGAUAUUAGAUAAAUAAAAUCUGUAAAUAAA
Messenger RNA from Plodia interpunctella (Indianmeal moth), 3540 nucleotides. RefSeq names its product ATP-dependent RNA helicase DHX30-like. Gene Ontology annotation, cellular component: nucleus; intracellular anatomical structure. Bases 274 to 3522 code for a protein of 1082 amino acids. Gene Ontology annotation, molecular function: ATP binding; RNA binding; helicase activity. Lineage: Eukaryota; Metazoa; Arthropoda; Insecta; Lepidoptera; Pyralidae. The record is from RefSeq and is a predicted model, not a curated record. The transcript is spliced from 21 exons.